This is a messenger RNA of Fomitiporia mediterranea MF3/22, 216 nucleotides long. RefSeq lists its product as uncharacterized. The transcript has 2 exons. NCBI's taxonomy places the organism in Eukaryota, Fungi, Basidiomycota, Agaricomycetes, Hymenochaetales, Hymenochaetaceae. The record is from RefSeq and is a predicted model, not a curated record. Bases 1 to 216 code for a protein of 71 amino acids.
AUGGGUCUGGAUUUUUGCUCAGCUCCAGCAACAUCUGUUGAUGCAGAGCAAGCAUUUUCUGUUGGUUGUUGUCAAAUCAAUUUCAUACAACAUAACACCUCAUCAGAUACAUUCAGAGCACAAAUGGCAGUUGGAUCUUGGGAUGGAACACCUUUAUUCAGGAAUUACAAGGAUACAGUUAAUAUUAUUGAGGCUAAGAGGACGGGAAUGGAUUGA